This is a messenger RNA of Pomacea canaliculata, 3690 nucleotides long. RefSeq names its product charged multivesicular body protein 2a. Lineage: Eukaryota; Metazoa; Mollusca; Gastropoda; Architaenioglossa; Ampullariidae. The transcript is spliced from 7 exons. The record is from RefSeq and is a predicted model, not a curated record. Gene Ontology annotation, biological process: protein transport; endosome transport via multivesicular body sorting pathway; late endosome to vacuole transport. Gene Ontology annotation, cellular component: multivesicular body; ESCRT III complex. Bases 323 to 988 code for a protein of 221 amino acids.
UCUGAGGAAUCCGCUCAUGAAAAUUACUCAUCGUUAUCGUGUAGCACAUAAAACCAGAUACGGCUGUUCAUAUGUGCUCUCUGUAGUCCUAAGCAGAAUAUAUGGUUCCUCAUUCAUUGACAUUUGUUAUUUCAAAAUUCAGUUGUUACUAAGAGGACUAUUAUUUUUAACCUAUAGUGGGAUACGAAGGAUAUUGGCAACGUCUUACAUUGCUGCUUAAGUGGAAUUGUACACAGGCAGUCAAAAGGAAGCAGUGCAGUUUGGCUGGAAUUAUUCAAUAUACACCACUUUUAUUACAAGUGUUGUUGAGCAAUCUCUCAUCAUGGAGUGGCUGUUUGGUCGCAAGAAGACACCAGAAGAAAUGCUACGCCAAAAUCAGAGAGCUCUGAACAAAGCCAUGCGGGACCUUGAUCGUGAACGCCAAAAAAUGGAGCAGCAGGAAAAGAAAGUUAUUGCAGAUAUUAAAAAAAUGGCAAAGCAAGGGCAGAUGGAUGCAGUAAAGAUAAUGGCCAAAGACCUGGUUCGCACUCGUCGCUAUGUAAAGAAGUUCAUUGCCCUUCGAGCAAAUAUUCAGGCAGUAUCACUGAAGAUCCAGACCCUUAAAGCUAAUAAUACGAUGGCCCAGGCUAUGAAGGGUGUCACGAAAGCUAUGGCAACAAUGAACAGACAGCUCAAGCUACCACAGAUUCAGAAGAUUAUGAUGGAGUUUGAAAAGCAGUCUGAGAUGAUGGACAUGAAGGAAGAAAUGAUGAGUGAUGCCAUUGAUGAUGCAUUGGGCGAUGAGGAUGAUGAGGAGGAAAGUGAUGCCAUCGUUGCUCAGGUGCUGGAUGAAUUAGGACUUCAGAUGGCUGAUGAGUUGUCAGGUUUGCCAGGAACUGGAUCAUCACUGUCUGCAAAAGCAGGUCCUGCCAAAGCUCCACAGGCAGCUGCUGUUGGAGAUGCUGAUGCUGAUCUUGAAGCUCGAUUGGACAAUUUAAGGCGGCAGUGAUAACAUUUGCCAGUCCUUUACAACAUUUUCCUUUGUCCAUUUUUUUAAAAAUAUGUCUGGUAAGAGCAUCAGUGGCAUAAAAAUAAGACAUAGUAUAAGAUCUAAAGAAAAUAACUAAAAUAAGAUAAUAAAAAUAAAACAAGAAAAUGAUGGCAUUUCACACGAAAUAUUUAAUUACCGUAGCACUUUUCUGUGUAGUCCACAAUGAUUUUUCCUGUAAAUGUUUAAUAAAUGUCUUGUGAAUAGAGUUGUGAAGCAACAUCAAGUAUAUAUUGGUCUGCCUAGAACUUCAACACAUUAUGCAUAACCCUGCUGUAUUUUAUAGAUUUAUUAUUUACUAUUAUUAAAAACUGUUACUAAAGGAGUUAAAGAGAAUAACAUAAAAAUACCUGUAACCUAAAAUCUGAAAUAAUAUUGCUGGAUUAAAGCAUCCUAUUUAACAAGGAAAGUGAAAAACAACACAAAGGAGUGACAUUGCUUCUAUGUAAAAUAUUUAUUUUUGAUUGAGAAGUGUUUUCUGCGUGGUUGAUUUUUUUUUUUUUCCUUGGAACAUUUGAUAGGUGUACUGUUUGGUCAUAACUAUAUGUAUGGUGAUUGUAUAGUAUGAUGGUGAAGAGAGGAAGUCAAAGUUAAUGAGUAUGUGCCGUAGGGUAUAUCGACUGAUGUUUUGUUGUUUUUUCAGUUUUUGGAAAAUGCAGACAUGCUGUUUGAGAUUAUGGGGCUAUUACCAUGAAUGGUAAUUAACUUUUAUAUAACUGUGUUUAUAAACUUUCAGCCACUUUUAUAUAACUUAAGCAGUAUGGUACAUUUUGAUAAUUUCCUUUUGGAUUGAAGUUUAGGAGAAACUGUAAUACAUGUAUGAUGUUCAAAUUGUUUGAGCUGCUUUAGUUCUGUGCCUCAUGCUUGUAAAUAGUCAACAAAUAGUGUGAAAGACUCAUUUACAUUUAACAAAAGUAGCAAUAUUUAAGUGACAAUUUUGGUCUUUUGUGAAUUCUUUCUCAAAUCAUUUGACUGUAACUGUAAAUAUUUGUAUAUGCCAUAAACAGAAUUUAAAUUUUUUUUUUUUCUUUUGGGGGGGAUUGAAUUUGGGGUGUAUGGGGAAACAUGAAUGACCUGCUAUGACCAAUAGCUCUCUUAGUAGGGAGUAUAUAAUAUCCUUGUUCCUUGAAAUAAGCUUUUCACAGAUAAGCUCUACUAGUGAUCAGUCCGCCACCCCACCCAUCUCCUCUUGCAGAAAAAAAAAACCUCUGAGAAACUUGCAGACUAACCGACAAGAGGUUACAAGUUUAAUGCUUUCGUUAGCUUGUUUUUAUGUAAACUGCACUGAGAUAAACUCCCAUGCUUUCAUCUCGCCAUAAAAAUACAAAUCACUGUUGUAUACCUGGUGGGUUUUUUUCACUACUCUUCUCUGCUACUUUUGAAGUAGCUUAAUAACCUUGUUUCCCACCACAGAAUGUGGUCUGAAUAGGACAUUAAUAAUAACCAUUUUAGAAAACUAAAGAUGUGUAUAGAUCAUGUAAUAUUUAUAUAUGUGUGUGUUAAGGUGGGCCAUUCUCAGAUCGCUUCAUAAAACUGACAUUAAACAAAUGAGCAUUGCUUUACUUUUUUUUAUGGUGGGAAUAAUGGUAUUUGGGUAUUAUCCAUGGCCAUAUACAGAAUGGACUACUAGCUGAUGAAUUGUCAUGCAAACUCCAAGAAUGGGUCUUUUGCAUAUGAGCUUUAACAUAAAAAUGGAAAGCACAUAGUGUAAACUCUUGUGUUGAUGGAAAUGCAACAUCUCAUACUUGUACGCUCUGUUUUUGGUUAAUUGGCUCUAAGCCAGGGGGAGUGGAGGCUGAAGACUUGCUGGAAAAGGGAGAAAAACCCCCAAAGCUAAGUAACAAACAUACUGGCAUAUAAAAUUUAAAAAAUUUGGCACUCUCUAUUCCCCAUCUAACCGGGUCCGAUGGCGGGGUGUGGUUGCGGCCCUAUGCUCCACGGGGUGAAUAGGAACAAGAAGAGAAGAAGAAUUCCCCAUCUGCUGUGGUUCUGGACAUUGUUUUUUUUUUAAGAGCUUACCGAGACUGGUCAGCUUAAGACUUGAGGAGAGGCUAAACUUUCCAAAAAACUGCCAGCAAUCCAGUUUGUGUUGGGUCCAUGGUAUGAAUCUAAAGUCUACCUUUUGGGUUGUCUGUUUUUGUGAGUGGCAGAGGAAAUAACUAGAAAAUAAGGUGAUAGAAAAUAUUAAUUAAGGACAAAAUCUAUACUGGGAAGAUCAGGAAUAGUAGAAAAAUGCACAUCUUAAAUGAACAUCCCGUGAGUGGGAACUUUGUUAUAGCCAUGUACAUUGUAUGCUUUCACAAUGCAAAAUAAUAUCCAUCAGUCCCCACGUGUAUGUGGGAUCAUAAAAAUAUGUAUGUUGCAAAUGUGCAGAUUCUUCCAUUGCCAAUGAAUAAAAAUCACAAUUUCAUAUUUGUUAAAGCUGUGCUUAUAUUUCAUGUUUCUGCUACCAGACUUUUGUCUUGGAUAGCAAAAUUCUGUAAGAUGUUGGCAGUAAAAGAAAUGUAUAAAUGUUCUGUCACUGUACAUGUUUAUUGUACAUCUUUUUUACCUUGAGUUGUACAAGUCAUGUGCAGCUUAUGAGCAUGUAAAAAGCCUACGUGCUUAUGCAAGCACUACAUACUGUGUUGUAUAUAACAUAAACAAUAAAUUUUAAAUGUUUA